GGGGCGCAGCGUCCGGCGGCGUCGCGGGCAGGCGGGCUGCGGGCGGCGGAGGCUGCGGCGGGAGGGGCUGGCGGGGGCAGACAAAGCCGCGGCUAAUGAAUGGGAGCGCGUCCGCCUGCGCUGUCCGUCGUCGGCACCCGGGCUGGAGCCGCGCUGCCCGAGCCCGGAGCCCGCGAUUCUUGUCCCACAUAACGUUUGGAGAGUGAUCAGAUGGGAAUGGAGCUGCUGGAGCGGCAAGAGCAGUGAUCACGGAAACGCAGAGGGGCCAUCAAGAUGGCAGCCAUCCUGUUUCCAAGACGACAGGCAGGGCUGCACUGUAUGAAUGUGUGUCUGCAGCGUGAAGGACUUACCCAACUCCUGGAAAGCAGUGGUCUGCGCCCGAAAAUGAUGUGCUCAUGAGUCACACGUUCUGGUUUCCAGGGAGACGUAUGACUGGCCAUAUUCAUAACCAUCCCGAAAGAUAGAGCUGUGAAAUCACUGAAGAAAAUGUGCAUUUGGGCCACAAGUGUGCGUUUGGAUCAUUUUUUUUACCAACCUAAGAUAUCAGCAUGGUGAAGCAGCAAAAAUAGUUAUGGUCAGCCAUGGAGAUAAACCAGGAAACUCAUUCCAAAGUGGAUGGUGAUUUUGUUUCCGAUAAAGUAAAUUUUAAAAUAGAAGAGGAAGAUGACGGUCAAAUUCCGAACCACAGUCUGGAAAGAAUGGACUUUAAAAUUGAGCAAGAGGACAGGAAACCAGCCGACAGUGGUGACGGACAGGCAGAGACCAGAGAGACGAGCUGUGGCUGUGAGCCACCGGGGAGGUGUGUCCCCGCCGACGGUGAGGACGAGUACGGGUCCCUGUUCUCACAGUACAGCAGCACGCUGUAUGACGUGGCGAUGGAGGCCGUGACACAGAGCCUGCUGUCCGGCCGGAACAUAAGCUCCAGGAAGAAGUCUCCGGCUUGGAAGCACUUCUUCAUCUCUCCUCGGGACAGCACGAAAGCAAUAUGUAUGUACUGCAUGAAGGAGUUCAGCAGGGGCAAGAACGAGAAGGACCUGAGCACCAGCUGCCUCAUGCGACACGUGCGGAGAGCGCACCCCACGGUGCUCGUCCAGGAACACGGCACUGCCUCAGCCCUGGCCUCGCUCUCGCCCCCGUCGCUGCUGCUCCCGCCACAGCCCGCUGAGGUCGGAGACCUGGGCACGGUACUGUCACCCAUCAAACUGGUCCAGAGGAUGGCAUCUAAGAUCCCAUCUCCCGAUCGAGUGACGGAGGAAUCUGUGUCCGUCAUGUCUUCUGAAGACAUCUCUUCCGACUUGUCCACCUCCGAGAAGUACGGCCGGGAAGAGGCUGCAGUGGGCCCCCACUCACAGCUCCCCACGCCCCACUACGAUGAAGCUGCAGAGAGCGGGGCGGAGAGGAGCCUGGCGCUUCCCAAGGGCACAUCUGGGUCCCGCAGGCGAUCGGCCGUCUGGAGGCACUUUUACCUGUCGCCUCUCGACAGCUCCAAGGCCGUCUGCAUCCACUGCAUGAAUGAGUUUAGCAGAGGCAAGAACGGGAAGGACCUGGGCACGAGCUGCCUGAUCCGGCACAUGUGGAGGGCACACCGCGCCAUCGUGCUGCAGGAGAACGGCGGGGGCGCGGCCAUCCCGCCCCUCUACUCCGCGCCCCCCACGUUGCUGCCUGCCCCGCCGCCCCCAGAAGGAGAGCCAGGCUCCGUGUCGUCAUCGCCGGGGAAGCUGGCCCAGGCGUCCCCCUCGGCGGCCUCCUCCCCCGACCGGCCCACGGAGGAGCUACAGUCACAUCUGCUGCCCGGAGACGCGCUGAUGGAAGACGUGUCGGUGUCGUCGCCCUCCGAUGCCGCCGGCAAGGCCUCGUUGGUGUCCUCCCCCCAGAAGCGGCCAGGUGACAGGUUGAGCCCUCGCUUGUUUGGACCUGGUGCUGCGUUCCAACAGAAUAAAAAGGCGGUGAAGAGGCUGAAGUCCGAAGUGUGGCAUCACUUUUCGCUGGCCCCCACGGACAGCCUGAAGGCGGUGUGCAGACACUGCGGGUGUGUCAUCAGUCGGGGGAAGAAGGGUGACGUGGGCACGAGCUGUUUGAUGAGACAUCUCUACCGACGCCACCCAGAAGUGGUUGGGAACCAAAAAGGCCUUCUGGGGGCCAGUUUGGCAAAUUCUCCGUAUGCUACCUUGGCUUCUGCAGAAAGUUCCUCCUCCAAAUUAACUGACUUGCCAACAGUGGUGACAAAAAGCAGUCCAGCUCUGUUUCCCGUUCACAGCAAGAAGACCUCAAAGCUGUGGAAUCAUUUUUCCGUCUGCCCUGCAGACCCCACGAAAGUCGUGUGCCUGCACUGUGGCCGGACAAUAAGCAGGGGGAAAAAGCCGACCAACCUGGGCACCAGCUGUCUGCUGAGGCAUCUGCAGAGGUUCCACGGCAACGUGCUGAAGGCCGACGUCCCCAAGACCGCGCUGCCCUCUGCUCCAAGCGGCCAUGAGCCCCUGAGCACAGAAUUGUCACGAGCCUCCUCCUUUGAUGACACCGAUGAGAAGCUCUAUGACUCUCAUCCAGUUGCCAAAAAAAUAACGAGUCUCAUAGCUGAAAUGAUUGCACUUGACCUUCAGCCAUAUUCUUUUGUAGACAAUGUUGGCUUUAAUAGGCUGCUCGAAUACUUGAAACCUCAGUACUCUUUGCCCUCACCUUCCUACUUCUCCAGGACAGCUAUCCCAGGGAUGUACGAUAAUGUGAAGCGGAUAAUUAUGUCACAUCUGAAGGAAGCUGAGAGUGGCGUGAUCCACUUCACGUCCGGAAUAUGGAUGAGUAACCAGACCCGGGAGUACCUGACCCUCACUGCUCACUGGGUCACUUUCGAGUCGUCGGUCCGGCCGCACUGUGAGGACCACCACUGCUCAGCACUUUUAGACGUGUCACAGAUUGACUGCGACUACAGCGGCAACAGCAUUCAGAAGCAGCUGGAAUGUUGGUGGGAGGCCUGGGUGACAUCCACCGGCCUCCAGGUCGGCAUCACAGUGACCGACAACCCAAGCAUAGGCAAGACGCUGAACGAAGGGGACCACUCGAGUGUGCAGUGCUUCAGCCACACGGUGAACCUGAUUGUCAGCGAGGCUAUGAAGAGCCAGAGGAUGGUCCAGAACUUACUGAGCAUCGCGCGGAAGGUAUGCGAGCGGGUACACCGGUCACACAGGGCCAAGGAGAGACUGGCCGAGCUGCAGAAGGAGUACGAGCUGCCGCAGCACCAUCUCAUCCAGGACGUCCCGUCCAAGUGGAACACGUCGUUCCACAUGCUUGAACGACUCGUCGAACAGAAGAGGGCGAUUAACGAGAUGUCCAUCGAGUGUAACUUCCGAGAACUGAUCAGCUGUGACCAGUGGGAGGUCAUGCAGUCCGUGUGUCACGCGCUGAAGCCCUUCGACGCCGCGAGCCGGGAGAUGAGCACGCACGUGUCCACACUCAGCCAGGUCAUCCCCAUGAUCCACAUCCUGACCAGGAAGGUCGAGAUGCUGUUCGAGGAGACGAUGGGCAUUGACACGAUGCUCAAGGCCCUGAAGGAGGCCGUGGUGAGCCGGCUGUCCGCCACCCUGCACGACCCCCGCUACGUGUUUGCCACCCUGCUGGACCCGCGUUACAAGGCCUCGCUGUUCUCCGAGGAGGAGGCCGAGCAGUACAAACAGGAUUUAAUCAGGGAGCUCGAGAUGCUGCAUUCUACCUCAGAGGACGCACCUGUCGCCAACGGGUGUGGUCCAGGCUCCCCAUCGAAAGACUCCGGUGGGGAGGACAACCUGUGGUCGCUCAUGGCCGAGAUAAAGCAGCAGGACCCGCGAGGAAAGACGAAGGUCCCCGAGGACAUGGUGCUCGCGUAUCUGGAGGAGGAGGUGCUUGAACACAGCUGUGACCCGCUCACCUACUGGAACCUGAAGAAGGCGGCCUGGCCGGGCCUCUCUGCUCUGGCGGUCAGGUUUCUGGGCUGCCCCCCGAGCAUCGUCCCUUCCGAGAGGCUGUUCAGCACGCACCCCGAGAACGGAAGCUUCGGCCAGUCCAGGCUCAUGAUGGAACAUUUUGAAAAACUGAUCUUUUUAAAAGUGAAUCUUCCCUUAAUAUACUUUCAGUAUUGAGACUCACAGUGGAGCCACUGGCGGAAGACCUGUUGCCUGUCAGGCGCCGGCUGUUUGUCCCGGGCUGGUGGCUGCCCCGGUCGGGGCCAUGUAGGACAUCAGACCCGGCACUCUCAGGUCCACGCUGCGUUCCUGCGCUCACCGGAAUGUCCACGUGUGCCUUACUCCCAGUCCUUCGGCCAGGUAUCACAGCGUGGUUUUUAAGAAGUCCGCUAGAAAUAGCCUGUCUAGUCAAUUAUGAAAUACGAUGAUUAGGUUUGAAUCCGUAACUGUAAAGUUUUUUAAAAGUUGGGGGUUAGUGAUUUGUUUCACUAGAAUGGCAGAGAAGAUGUCAACAGUUUUAUUCUGUAGGCUUUUUAUUCAAUUAUGUAAAAACCACAAAUCAGGUACUGUAUUUUAGUUAAAAAUUGCUUUAAUUGCAACAAAACAGCUUUUGUGGCUGUCGAGUAAAAUCUGUACAUAGGAGGUGGAGUUGAAGCCAUCCUGACUGAGCGCUUGUCAAGUGCAGGUUCUGAAGUGCGUGAGGAGCACAGAGAAUACUCUGCGAGAUAGCUGUUUACUACAAAAAAGACAUGGCAUUUGAAGACAAAACUAAACUGAGCUGUGUCACGCGUGUCAGUGACACAGUGAGUGGUGAGGAGAGCUUCCCACUUCCUGCCCUGCAUUCAGGUCUCACGCGGCCGGUAGCUCUGAGACCCGACUGGUUCUGCUGGGCACCCGGCCAGGGCACAACACGACCCGUUUACAGCAGUCCUGCUGAUUAAACCUCCGAGCCCCUGACGUAGUCUCUACACUUUGAAACUGUCUUUUGAAAUUUGUGUAGUGACCGCCAGUUUGAUCAAAUUAUGUGUAAAAAUUCUUUUUAGAAGAGAUGGCUCAUCAACAGGGAAGAUUUAUAUUAUGGUUGUGAGAAUAGCCUUAGGUGUUUAGAUUUAUAAUGGGGAACAUUCAGCCAUCACUGGGGUGUUUUGGGACCCCAAGGACGUCAGAAUGAAGUGUCAGCUGUCAGGUUCUUCUAAUAGGUCUUCAAAGUUUUUGCUUCAACAGGUAGAAAAGGGUUCAUUUUCUUAUUUCAGACCAAUUAAAUAUUCUGGGUAAAGCAAGUCACUUCUUUGCCUCAUACCUUUAGAAAAGUUGUUUUGUUAAAAUACUGUACCUAUUAUUCAUCUGACUUUGCAUUGACCAUGUUUUAGUGUAU
Molecule: messenger RNA, 5307 nt
Organism: Rhinolophus ferrumequinum (greater horseshoe bat)
Lineage: Eukaryota; Metazoa; Chordata; Mammalia; Chiroptera; Rhinolophidae
Gene: ZBED4
Product: zinc finger BED-type containing 4
Exons: 3
Coding region: 582-4109 (1175 amino acids)
Molecular function (GO): protein dimerization activity; DNA binding
Source: RefSeq, a predicted model, not a curated record